Varroa destructor (honeybee mite) is the source of this 1912-nucleotide messenger RNA. RefSeq names its product V-type proton ATPase subunit VhaAC39-1 (gene VhaAC39-1). The record is from RefSeq and is a predicted model, not a curated record. Gene Ontology annotation, molecular function: proton-transporting ATPase activity, rotational mechanism. Lineage: Eukaryota; Metazoa; Arthropoda; Arachnida; Mesostigmata; Varroidae. Gene Ontology annotation, cellular component: proton-transporting V-type ATPase, V0 domain. Gene Ontology annotation, biological process: proton transmembrane transport.
UCUUUGCUGCCACACGGCGAGUACUGUUGGUACUAGUGUCAAAAGCUCUCACAGAUACAGCACUGUGUAACGACCUGUGUGUUCUUUUCUACUGAAGCAAUUUCAACAACCACAGCGAUGUUGGAAAUCCUCUUUAAUAUGCACGCUGGCUAUCUGGAAGGCCUAGUGCGCGGCUUUAAAUCGGGCAUCCUUCGCCAGGCCGACUAUCUCAAUCUGGUGCAAUGCGAAACCUUAGAGGACAUGAAAUUGCACCUGCAAUCGACAGAUUAUGGCAACUUUCUUGCAAAUGAGCCGUCACCGUUGGCUGUAUCAACGAUGGAUGAAAAACUUCGUGAAAAGCUCGUCAUUGAGUUCCAGCACAUACGUACGCAUGCUACUGAACCUCUAGCCACGUUUCUGGAUUACAUAACGUACUCGUACAUGAUCGAUAACAUCGUCCUACUUAUCACGGGCACACUUCACCACCGGCCCAUCUCGGAGCUGAUUUCGAAGUGCCACCCGCUUGGAUCGUUCGAUCAGAUGGAGGCCAUUAACAUCGCGCAGAAUCCGGCUGAACUAUAUAACGCCGUCAUUGUCGAUACGCCGUUAGCUCCGUUCUUUCAGGACUGUAUCUCGGAGCAUGAUCUCGAUGAAAUGAACAUCGAGAUCAUUCGUAAUACCCUGUACAAAGCCUACCUCGAGGCGUUCUACAAAUUCUGCAAGGAAAUCGGCGGAACAACGGCCGAAGUAAUGUGCGAAAUUCUUGCUUUGGAGGCCGAUCGCCGUGCGUUCACCAUCACGAUUAAUUCGUUCGGCACCGAGCUCGAACGGGACGAAAGGAUGAAGUUAUUCCCUCGUUGUGGGAAACUUCAUCCGGACGGCUUGACGGCGCUAGCCAAAGCCGAAGAUUACGAUCAAGUCAAGAUGGUCGCCGACUACUACGCCGAAUAUAAGGCGUUGUUUGAAGGCGCUGGCAAUGAAAGUGGAGACAAGACGCUCGAAGACAAGUUCUUCGAAUUCGAGGUGCAGCUCAACGUCAACUCGUUCAUGCUACAGUUCCACUUCGGUGUUUUCUAUUCAUAUGUCAAGCUUAAGGAGCAGGAGGCGCGAAACAUUGUCUGGAUCGCUGAAUGCGUUGCACAGAGGCACCGAUCCAAAAUUGACAACUACAUUCCUAUUCUGCCCUAGAUUCGUUCUAUGGCAGGCUAGCGUGUACUGUCGUCAAAAGCAGAAGUCUUACACAUUAAAUUUUACGGGCAUCGCGUCCUCCGAAAACAAGGGGUGGGAAAUAAAGUGGGGUAGUUGUGGUUAGCUAGGUCAGUUGAACAGAAUUGCAUCAUCGAAGACUGAAUUAUGCCAAUACGAGGCCGAGCAGUAAUCACAGGAAAAUUAGACGUUGAGGCAAACAGAAGAAAAGUCGAAGCUGUUACUGAAAAGCGGUUAUCGAAUUAGGAUGCGUUAUGUGUGUAUGGAUGAUUUGUUUUUCGACACGUCAUCCUUGGUUUUUGUUUAUAAAUAGUACUAUUAUUAGAAUAACAAUUAUUAACGAUAGUUGGUUGAAAUGAAGAGGGACAAGAAAGAUGAGUAGGCUCAGCGAUGAGGUAAGCAUAAGUUUGCAGCUCCGAAUGAAUACAUGUAUCAGCGUGUGAAGAGGCUCUUAUCAGACUGAAAUAUAUAGAGGCGCUAUUUUGAAGUCGCGGCCUUUGAGUCUGUUCUGAAAUUAGUGGCGAUGUCAAAUCCCUUACGUUGUUACAACGUAAAACACCUGCAACUUUUAGAGGUAAUGAUGCAGUCACACAUGUUGAAGACGGCAUGGUAUAGAAAAGAAGCACACAUAUACAACGUGAGCAUAUAUAGUAAGGUCUAACGAAAAUGUUAAAUUGAAUGAGGUCUAAGGAUAAAUAAAGUACGACUGGAUAAAAUAUGCCAGUGA